GCCAGGAUGUCCACGGACGGUGGUUUUGGCACGGCCGGGAGCAGCGAUGCCCAGCAGAGCCUCCAGUCCUUCUGGCCAAGGGUGAUGGAGGAAAUCCGUAACCUCACCGUGAAAGAUUUCAGAGUUCAGGAGCUGCCCCUGGCUCGGAUUAAGAAGAUCAUGAAGCUGGAUGAAGAUGUGAAGAUGAUCAGUGCAGAAGCCCCUGUGCUGUUUGCCAAGGCUGCUCAGAUUUUCAUCACCGAGCUGACGCUGCGAGCCUGGAUCCACACCGAGGACAACAAGCGCAGGACCCUGCAGAGGAAUGACAUUGCCAUGGCCAUCACCAAGUUUGAUCAGUUUGAUUUCCUGAUUGAUAUCGUCCCCAGGGAUGAGCUGAAGCCUCCAAAAAGGCAGGAGGAGGUGCGCCAGGCUGUCACCCCGGCCGAGCCCGUGCAGUAUUACUUCACCCUGGCCCAGCAGCCAGCAAUCGUGCAGGCUCAGCCCCAGGGCCAGAGCCAGCAGGCUCAGAGUGGAACAGGCCAAACCAUGCAAGUGAUGCAGCAAAUCAUCACCAACACAGGAGAAAUCCAGCAAAUCCCGGUCCAGUUGAAUGCUGGCCAGCUGCAGUAUAUCCGCUUAGCCCAACCCGUGUCAGGCACCCAGGUAGUCCAGGGGCAGAUCCAGACGCUUGCAACCAAUGCACAGCAGAUAACACAGACAGAGGUACAGCAGGGGCAGCAGCAGUUCAGCCAGUUCACAGAUGGACAGCAGCUGUACCAGAUCCAGCAGGUGACGAUGCCCGCGGGCCAGGACAUCGCCCAGCCCAUGUUCAUCCAGUCCAGCAGCCAGAGCUCGGACAGCCAGCCCAGCCAGGUGCCAGGGGACUGAGCUGGGCCGUGCCCACGGGCACCCUGAGCACCUCUGCACGCCCAGCUGGCUGAGCAGCACAGCUGAGAGUCAGCCUGCAGCGCGGCAAUACCCACAACUGCCAGCAGACUCUGCCAAGAAUGCAAGAUUUUUAUUUCCCAAACCAGUCCGUGUGUGUCCGGCUGCUUUUCCAAACCCUGAGACAACCCAUCCGAAGGGAUUUGGAGCAUCUCAUUGAACAAAUGUGGGAAAUGUUCUUAUUUCUAGGAAAAUGCUGAGGGUACUGCUCCUGUCAGAGCUCUAUUCCUGCUGUUGUAUUUUUUUUUUUUCCUCUGGAUAGAGCUAGGUUUGGUCCUCCCAUCUCAGUGGGUUUUAAAGAUUUUUUUUUGGGGGGGGUGAGUGUGUGUGGUUUAGAUUUUCCCCUCAUGCCUCCUUUUUUUGGAGCAUUUGCUGUAUGCAGGAAAUAGGAGGAGGAGGAAUUGAAGUAAAACUAAAUAAACAAAAACAUUCCUUGUAUUAUGAUUGUAUUUUCUAAGGGCAAAAAAAAAAAAUUCCUUGAAUUUGGCUUCUGGAUUCCAGAAAAUUGAUGGAAUCUGGACAAAACCCCAGCCCUGCUGUUACCUGUUGUCCUGGCUUUGGUCCAUGCAUGUAAUAUAAGCUUCAUAAAAGGAAAUAAAUUUGCUUU
This is a messenger RNA of Ficedula albicollis (Collared flycatcher), 1531 nucleotides long. RefSeq names its product nuclear transcription factor Y subunit gamma (gene NFYC). The transcript is spliced from 9 exons. Lineage: Eukaryota; Metazoa; Chordata; Aves; Passeriformes; Muscicapidae. The record is from RefSeq and is a predicted model, not a curated record. The coding region runs from base 7 to 867 and encodes 286 amino acids. Gene Ontology annotation, biological process: regulation of DNA-templated transcription. Gene Ontology annotation, cellular component: CCAAT-binding factor complex; nucleus. Gene Ontology annotation, molecular function: DNA-binding transcription activator activity, RNA polymerase II-specific; protein heterodimerization activity; DNA binding.